AAACCCUGGAUUCAAACCUCGAUUGGGUUUUUGUUUUGUUUUGCUUCGUUUUGCUUUAAGAAGAUGAACAAUGAGACCACAACACUGAUAUCCUUGAAGGAGGCAAUGAAAAGAGUAGAAGACAAACUCCAAGCUUUAGAAGCACAAUUCAAAGAACUGGACUUCGCCACAGACAAACUUACACAGAAAUUUGAAUAUCAUAGCAAGACUUUGGCAAGCCAGGCAGCCCAAGAUGAGCUGUGGGCAGCAGUUCUGGCCCUCAAGUUCACACCAAUGGAAUUGAAUAUUUUAUACAGCUAUGUCAUUGACGUACUCAUCUGCUUGCACACUCGUGUACUUGAGAAGCUGCCAGACCUGGUGAGAGGUCUUCCCACCUUAGCCUCUGUCCUGAGACGGAAAGUCAAGAAUGAGCGCAUCGGAGUUGUGUGGGAGUCUGUCCUGGAAGAGUUUGGACUACAGGAAGGAGAUAUCACAGCACUCUGUACCUUCUUUAUUGCACACGGUAACAAGGCAGAGCACUACUCUGCUAAAGUGAGACAGAUGUACAUCAGGGAUGUCACUUUCCUGAUCACUAACAUGGUAAAGAACCAGGCUCUGCAGGAGGGUUUGCUGAGGGCUGUUCAGGUAAUUGAGAAGGGGAAAACAGUCAGGGCCUCCAAAGAGCAAAAGUCAUCCCUAAAAGAGUUGAUACCAUCAGUUAAAAACUAACUUGGUACCCUAUCACCUAGGAAAUCCACUUUUAGUAGUUUAUCUCCCAAAUGGGAGAAAAAAAUGUAUGUGUAAAUUUAUUCAUUAGAGAUUUACUUUUACAA
Messenger RNA from Loxodonta africana (African savanna elephant), 812 nucleotides. RefSeq names its product single-pass membrane protein with coiled-coil domains 1 (gene SMCO1). Lineage: Eukaryota; Metazoa; Chordata; Mammalia; Proboscidea; Elephantidae. Bases 64 to 708 code for a protein of 214 amino acids. The transcript has 3 exons. The record is from RefSeq and is a predicted model, not a curated record.